UAAUAAUAUCAAAUAAUAAAGUAAUCCUUACGUCUCGCAUUUUUUAUGAAAUGUAGUUUUAAAAACGGUUCUAAAUAAAUAAAACUAAUAUGCUUUUUAUUUUAGUUUCCAGGUCAUCUAGAAAAAAGCACCCCUGCGCCCAUUUUGGAAAUUAUCACGAAACCUGUUGCUAUUGCUGUCAAUUUUUCCUUAAUAAGUCACAUUUUUUAUUGCAUUUUUUUAUUUUUCAUUAUGUAAAGAAAAUAAAAAAUUGCAAAAAUAAUAAAGCAAAUAUUAGAUUACACACUAAUAAUAACAUGCCUCUAUGUGAAAUUUGUUGUAAAACACCUAUAACGAAAGGAAAUUUAAGAAACAAAUGUGAAAUGUGUUCCGGGCAGCUCAUACAGAAAUACUCUAAAAAUACUCACAAAAAAAAUCGCAGUGAAGGAAAAUUGUUCAAGUGUCCAAUAUGUUAUAAAAAAUUAAAAACUGAAUUGAAUUUUCAACUACACCUGAAACUUCACAUUCGAGAUAAACCCUUCAAAUGCGAAAUAUGCUCCAAACUUUUUAACUAUAAAUCUAACUUGCACAAGCAUUUUGUAACUCACACUGGAGAAAAAUCGUUUACAUGCUCAAUAUGUUCGAAACGGUUCACCCAAAAAACCAGUCUCCAAAGGCACUUAAAAAUUCAUUCUGGCGAAAAAUUGAUGAUAACUUGCCACAUAUGUCCGAAACAGUUCGACGAAUGUAAUAUAAAAAGGCAUUUAAAAACUCACUCCGGAGAAAAAUCCUUUAAAUGUGAAAUGUGUUCGAAACAGUUUAGUCAGAAAUCCACUUUGAAAAAACACUUCAGAAUUCACACUGGAGAAGAAAAACAGUUCCAAUGCGAAAUAUGUUUGAAACAGUUCAGCGAUAAAUUUAAUUAUAAAACGCACUUGAACAUUCACGCUCCAGAGAACCCGUUCGCGUGCGAAAUAUGUUCGAAAGAAUUCAACCAUAGAUCCAAUUUGAAGGAACACUUAAGAACUCACACUGGUGAGAAACCGUUCAAAUGCCAUAUAUGUUUGAAUGAAUUCGCUCAUAGGUCAUCUUUUAAUACGCAUUUUUAUCGUCACACUGGAGAAAAGCCAUUUAAGUGCGAAUUGUGUCCCAAGCGAUAUACCCGGAGUUCCAAAUUGAAAUUACAUUUCUUGAACAAGCACAGUGGAAAUUGAUGGUUCAAAUGUCAAAUAUUGAAUGAGUUUAGCUCUAAAUUCCAUUUUGAAAAUUCAAAAUUGUUUAACCAUAAAGUCUGUUUAAAAACACACUUAUAAAAGCCACACUCGAAAAAUGUAUUGGACUUCACACUGGACGAAAUAGUUUAGCAACAACAACAAGUCCAGUUUUAAAAAUAAUUUGAAAAUUCACAAAGAAAAAUAUGUGUGUUAGAUUUUGAAAUGAAUUUAAACCUGAUUUAAAUAAUUAAAUUAACAAUAAAUAAAAAUAAAAUUAUUUUAGUUCCUAACUCGUCUAAAAAAACGCUCCAAUCAUUAUUUUAGAAAAUACGAAACUGGUAAUGUUUACCCAUAAACUAAUUCAGCGAAAGAACAUUUUAAAUCCUCCUUUACCGCAGUUCUCUAACCUAAUAGAAUUAGAGGCAACCAGGCGUGGCUCGUGACCAAAAUUUUGGGGAUUCACAGUAGCAGAAUAUAGAUCUCGGUACAGAUAUAGGUAAAAAACUGUCAGUGUUUUAGAAAGGUAUUUUAUAAACUUUCUAAAACACUGAAAGUUUUUUUCAUACAUCUGUACUAAUACCUAUAUUCUAUCACUGCGAACCACCCCACGAGCCGCCUCUGGAGGCAAUUCAUCUUUCCAAUUAUUAUUAUUAUGAAGUUUAGCCUCAAGAGAUCCUUUUAAUGUCCUAUGGAAAUGUUCUAUCAUUCGGUUUGAUUCCGGAUGAGAGGUAGUGGAAUGUAAAUUUUUAAAACCUAUUUUUUUUUUACUAAAUUCUGUAGAGAAAUGUGACUCGAAUUGCUUACCUUGGUCAUGUGACUCAUGUGUGAUGCUAUGAGGUACACCAAAUCGAGCUAUAUAAUUGUUUAUUAAAGUUUUGAUAAUUACUUCUGUGGUAUUUGUUGGUAAAGGGUAAGCUUCUACCCACCUAGUGUAUCUAUCUAUAAGAGUUAAUAGAUAUAGAUAUGAACAACCUCCUGAAGGUUUAUGAGGUUCAACAAUAUCUACACACAACCAAACUUUUAUGGAAUCACUGUGUAUUUCUGAAUAAACUUUUUAUAAG
Messenger RNA from Psylliodes chrysocephalus, 2254 nucleotides. The record is from the annotation of a GenBank genome assembly. Lineage: Eukaryota; Metazoa; Arthropoda; Insecta; Coleoptera; Chrysomelidae.